This is a messenger RNA of Mollisia scopiformis, 1754 nucleotides long. RefSeq lists its product as uncharacterized. The record is from RefSeq and is a predicted model, not a curated record. The transcript has a single exon. Bases 180 to 1754 code for a protein of 524 amino acids. Lineage: Eukaryota; Fungi; Ascomycota; Leotiomycetes; Helotiales; Mollisiaceae.
CCCGAGUGUGAUCCCCUUUGAUCGUAUUUACUUUAUUCCUUUUCAUAAUUGCUCUACCGGCAUUUUCACUCGCUUUUUCCGCAUUGUUAUCCUUCUACUUUCUCGCUCUGCCAAUUCAUCUACUAUCUCUACUGGUGUCUCCUAUCCAGUGACCUGCUUGCUACAAUGUGUUUCAAGGCAUGGUCACUCUGCGAGACCUGACUUGGCCUCAUUUCGUUGAUAUCGAUCGAUCGAAGACGUCUUCGUUGCUAUCAGCGCACUCCAGUUCAAGUUCCCAACCGGAUCAAAUUCUGCAUACCAGCUCCAGAUCUCCGGAACUUCAAAAUUCAACCAGUCCAGUUCGGUGCGUCUCCAUCGUGAGACGGCGAGCAAUACCGGCCCUCGCGCCUUCUUGCGCUCGGUUCGAGACGUGUGGUCAUAAUUCUCUUUGGUCUAUCGAGAAGCCCGACGAUAUGUCUGGAUGCAUUACAAGGGCUGAAGAGGAAGCUCUAUACGGCCCUUACGCUCGGCUACCUACACCACCCGACGGUUCAGGAGAAGACAUCGGUCUAGAUAUCAAUCCUCACCUCCCUCCAGAACCCCUCAGUAUCGACUGUUCAGUGUGUAGCCCGGAUCAGGAGAGAUACGACGAUCUCCCACCUCUUCCAGAUUCUCCUUUGGCCAUAGCUAAGUUUGGUUUCAUCAGUCGAGAAUCAUUCGAUACCAGUGUUCGAGGGCUCGUACAAGAAGAGCCCGACUCGCCCAUUGGAGGUUACCCAGCUGCACCGUUGAAGAACAGAUUCGCCAUUGGCAAUAUUGGCACUACUGCUAUGCUCAGACGGAUGGCUGCCAAUCUCGAUGGGGCAAGAAGCUCAAAUAUACAACCGGUAGGACUCGAUGCGACGACUAGAGAAUGGAGUUGUCACGAUAAAACCCUGGACAGAUAUCGACUAGGGCGGACCAGAUUCUCGGAUCCUUUUGCGAACGCUCUGACGAAAGACAAGCAAGUUCGACGAGGAACAGACCCUCUUGAUUCGGGCGCCGAUGAUAGUGGAUAUACUACGGUUAUGGUGACGGCUUUUGAGACUCCAGUUCGAGGCGAAAAUACAGAUAUGUCACACGACGGAGCGCGAGCUUCGGCUACGGAGACUAACCAAGAGAAUAAUGGGCGCCAGCCACGCCUUCCUGACUGCUGUAUCAGUCCCACCGAGACCGAAUACACUGGAAGCAUCGAAAUGUACAAUACCAAAGGUUUUGCCGGAGAUAACGUUAAAUCUUACGUCUCACAGAUGCCUUUCAGUACAUCCCGACCUGGCAAUGUUCCCGUCAGAGGAAUCGGAACUGGUGGCAUUGACAGAACCGAUUUCGCAAUACCUGGCGGGGUCCAUGCUCCAACCCUGGAUCCAGGACUGCCAAACUCCGACAUAAUACCACCAGAAUUCCCUUCAGUAGGCAUAGCUGGCACUGUUCCUGUUGUUACUGGACUGCCUGUGGAUGCAAGUGGAGAGCUGCCUACCCCAGGCACACCUAAAAGAGUAGGGAAGAGAAGAAGGGCAGCAAACAAAGGGAAGCGUGGCAUACGAAAAUGUCGACGGCUCAUCUUGAGAAGACCCAUUUUGGUCCUUAUUGUAGGACGACAGCUAGCAGGACCGACUUCAGAAGCCUUGAAAUUGAUCUCAAGUGGGGUGCCGAUUGAGCCUGAUGUUCAUGGUCUCACAGAGGCAGCAGGAGUUCCGGCACCACCACCUCCUCCUCCUGUGCCCGCCCCGAUGUGA